Molecule: messenger RNA, 2830 nt
Organism: Leptonychotes weddellii (Weddell seal)
Lineage: Eukaryota; Metazoa; Chordata; Mammalia; Carnivora; Phocidae
Source: RefSeq, a predicted model, not a curated record
CAGUUCCGGGAAACCCCGCGUGCUGCCGGGAUCGCAUCUCUGUCCAUGAGGGGGGGAGGGGGUGGCGCGCGCGCCAUUUCUAGUCGUUUUCAAAGCGCCUCGCGCUGAUUCUCACGGGCCCGGCCGGCGGCCCCAGCUCUGCCCUGCAGCAUAAUAAAAUGGCUAAUCAGGUGAAUGGUAAUGCGGUACAGUUAAAAGAAGAGGAAGAACCAAUGGAUACUUCCAGUGUAACUCACACAGAACACUACAAGACACUGAUAGAGGCAGGCCUCCCACAGAAGGUGGCAGAAAGACUUGAUGAAAUAUUUCAGACAGGAUUGGUAGCUUAUGUCGAUCUUGAUGAAAGAGCAAUUGAUGCUCUCAGGGAAUUUAAUGAAGAAGGAGCUCUGUCUGUACUACAGCAGUUCAAGGAAAGUGACUUAUCACAUGUUCAGAACAAGAGUGCAUUUUUAUGUGGAGUUAUGAAGACCUACAGGCAAAGGGAGAAACAAGGGAGCAAGGUGCAAGAGUCCACAAAGGGGCCUGAUGAAGCAAAGAUCAAGGCAUUGCUUGAGAGGACUGGCUAUACUCUGGAUGUAACCACAGGACAGAGGAAGUAUGGUGGUCCUCCACCAGACAGUGUGUACUCUGGUGUACAACCCGGAAUUGGAACAGAAGUCUUUGUAGGUAAAAUACCAAGAGAUUUAUAUGAGGAUGAGUUGGUACCCCUUUUUGAAAAGGCUGGUCCCAUUUGGGAUCUACGUCUUAUGAUGGAUCCACUGUCUGGUCAGAACAGAGGGUAUGCAUUUAUCACCUUCUGUGGAAAGGAAGCUGCACAGGAGGCUGUUAAACUGUGUGACAGCUAUGAAAUUCGCCCUGGUAAACACCUUGGAGUGUGCAUUUCUGUGGCAAACAACAGGCUUUUUGUUGGAUCAAUUCCGAAGAAUAAGACCAAGGAAAACAUUCUGGAAGAAUUCAGUAAAGUCACAGGUUUAACAGAGGGUUUGGUGGACGUUAUUCUCUAUCAUCAACCCGAUGACAAAAAGAAGAAUCGGGGGUUCUGCUUCCUUGAAUAUGAGGAUCACAAGUCAGCAGCACAAGCCAGACGCCGGCUGAUGAGUGGAAAAGUAAAAGUAUGGGGAAAUGUAGUUACAGUUGAAUGGGCUGACCCUGUGGAAGAACCAGAUCCAGAAGUCAUGGCUAAGGUAAAUGCAGUUGCUUGGGAUGGGGGUGAGAUUAUUAUUUAAAUUUUGUACUCAGAGUAAAGCUCAACUUUUAAAAGUUUUAUGAUAAAUACAGAUUAUAGCUCUUGAUCUUAAUUCUAGGAUCUGCUUUAAUCCCAAACUUAGUAGUCUGUCUUGGUAUCUAGAAAUUUCUAUUAAUCAUCCCUUUUCCUGGAGAUUAAAUGUGCAAAAGGAACUGAAAUGGAAUUCCUUAAGUAUUUCCAUAUACACUGAGAAUUUGUUUAGUGCUAGGCACUAGGAGGGAUACAGAGGUUUAAAAAAAGGGUCUUGUUGAAUAAAGACAGAAGUAAUGUUUUUUGGAGAUUAUGAAUUGUAAUCUUCAUUGACCAUACUAUGACUUUUAUUACGUGGCCAUUGAUAAUUUAUUUAGAUUUAUAACUGAUUUUUCUUUUUCUUUUUUGUUUCUUUUUUAAAUUCAUGAUUAAGUUCCCUUAGACUGUCGUCUCCAUGAAGAAAGGCAAAGGGUUAUCAUGUUUGCUAUUAUGUGAUAUUGGCAAAAUAUGUAUGGCAUGUCCUGUGGCAGGCCCUCACUUUCCUCCUAAGCCUUAUGUUUGCAUUGCCUUGAUCUCUGCCUGGUAAAUAAUGGUGCCAUGAGUCCUCAUUGUUAGGCUUUCCUUUGGGUGAUUCCUGGAAUUGAAGGGACUCAUCAGAGUUGCAUCUCUGCUGUUUUUAGUGAAUUUUUGAGUAUUUUGGUGUGUCUCUUCCCUUCUUGGUGAGGCAGCAACUCUGUGAUGACCAUAAAUUGGUGGCUGAAUUCUCCUAGACUGAGAAGUCUUUCUCUGAAGCUUUUUAUUCCAGGUUCUGAGCAGGUGCUCUUCACUCUAAUUAGUUUGGAGUGUGAUCGAGUUUUGUAGGCAGAGACAUCUUCAGUUUAGAGAAGAUCACUGAGAAUGAACCAGAGAGGCUCUCAGAUGUGCUGCUCAGUGUCUUUUUCUCAUGUUCCUUGAAUAGAUUUGUGUUAAGGAAAGGGACUGGGAAUUUAAAUAGCUCUGAUUUUUUUUAUUUUUAUUUUUUACUAACUUGAUUUUAAUUCCAUUUGUUUUUUCUAAUACAAUUGUGACUUUGGGCAAACCUAUUGAACUUGGAUGUCCUCUUGGAGUUGGGUAAAUCUGUUAAGAACCCUUAAAAUUUUGAACUGCCUUGUAGAAACAAUAGAGUUUGUAUUGCUUUUUCUGUAAAAACAUGUUUAAAAUAGCAGUAUAAAUAUAUUACACAUUAUAAAUGGCAAAUAAAAUCCCCAGAAAAUCUAAAGUGUAGUAUACUGGUGAUUUGUUUCGACACUUUUCACAUACCUCUUGUAACCUUUCAGAUUGAAAUGCAUCCUAAACUUUUAUAGGAUUAGAAAACCUCAACAUUUUAUUCUAAGAACUAUUCUUCCUAGAUCAUAAACAACUUUCAGAAUGGAAAGGAGGCCUCUGUAAACUUGAGUAAUACUGAUUGAAUAAAUUUGAUUGACUAAUACUAAUUCCUUUAUUAUUUUCUGAAUUGGAGGGUGGGUUAGAGUUCUACCCUUCUGCUGUUAACAUUAUCAGUGUUGUAAUCCAUUGAAGAUUUUUUGCCAAGUUGGGUCAGUUUUAUAAUCAACCAAAACCUAAGAGCAUACAUGU